Messenger RNA from Pogonomyrmex barbatus (red harvester ant), 2487 nucleotides. RefSeq names its product dynein light intermediate chain (gene Dlic). The record is from RefSeq and is a predicted model, not a curated record. Gene Ontology annotation, molecular function: dynein heavy chain binding. Gene Ontology annotation, biological process: microtubule-based movement; microtubule cytoskeleton organization. Lineage: Eukaryota; Metazoa; Arthropoda; Insecta; Hymenoptera; Formicidae. Gene Ontology annotation, cellular component: cytoplasmic dynein complex; centrosome.
UGCUCGAUUUUGUUUAACUACGGUCGAUUGGAAUCGAAUCGCAAUACGAUUCGAUCUCGCGAUUCCACCACACCCGCGCACCGUCACUCGCGCGCUCGCAAUCGAUAUUCUCAUGCCUGUCAAAUGGAUAAUAAUGGCAGCGACGACGGUUGAUACGAUGUUGCAGAGCAAUGGCUUUCACGGAAAAAGGAAAGAAGACAUCGAAAAUAAGGACAAUUUGUGGUCGUCUAUUUUGGCAGAAGUGCAGAACAGCGGAAACAAUAAGCUGCCGUCGAAUAAAAACGUUCUCGUCCUAGGUGACAAUGAGAGUGGUAAAACUACGCUUAUAGCUAAGCUGCAAGGUGUAGAAGAUCCAAAGAAAGGCUCUGGACUAGAAUUUGCAUAUAUCGAUGUAAGAGAUGAUUAUAGAGACGAUCAUACAAGGCUAUCUGUAUGGGUUCUGGAUGGAGACCCGGGUCACGCAAAUCUUUUGAGAUUUGCUCUGAACAAAGAGAGGUUUCCACAUACUCUUGUUAUGUUAGUUGCUGCCAUGACCACACCAUGGGCCAUUCUCGAUCAGCUUCAAUCAUGGGCGGCAUUACUAGGCGAUCAUAUUGACAAAUUACCAUUAGAUAAUGAUACUAGGCAACGGUGCAGGCAGCUUAAUGUUAAGAAAUGGCAAGAUUAUACGGAGCCAGGAGACGAACUGGAUCCUGGAAGUCCUUUGCGACGUACUAGUCGUAAUCUGGACGACGAUACCGCUGAAGGUUUACCUUUACCGGAAGGAGUACUUACAACUAAUUUGGGUUUAGAUGUAGUUGUAGUCAUAACGAAAACUGACUAUAUGUCCACUCUUGAAAAAGAACAAGACUAUAAAGACGAGCAUUUUGACUUCAUGCAACAGUGGAUCAGGCGGUUUUGCUUACAAUAUGGCGCGGGUCUCUUUUACACAUCGGCGAAGGAGGAUAAAAACUGUGAUUUGCUAUAUAAAUAUCUAACACAUAGGAUUUACUCUUUACCGUUCCGAACACCGGCAUUGGUCGUCGAAAAGGAUGCAGUACUUAUACCUGCUGGUUGGGAUAACAUGAAGAAGAUUAGUAUUUUACAUGAGAAUUUACAAUCUAUGAAGGCGAACGAUUAUUAUCGUGACGUUAUCGCACAGCCAGCAACAAAUCGAAAAUGCGUUGCUAGAGAAAUGGAAGUUCAAGCGGAAGAGGAACAAGCCUUUCUUGCCCGACAGCAAGCGGCUUUGUCGGGCUUGAAGGAUCCCACUCGUUCUCCAACGACUCGGAAUCAGGCAAGCCCUGGACCAGUUAUACAGGUGGCGUCGCCGAACAAGAAACUGGAUCCCAAGGGUAGCGGCGCGACACCGUCCGGAGAGGGUGUCUUAGCUAAUUUCUUCAAUUCUCUUCUUUAUAAGAAGACUGGAGUGCAACCCGGAUCACCAGGGGCACCGGGCAGCGUAGGAGCCAGUCCUAUGAAACUUGAUACACCGGUGGACAAAGCGACGAUGUGUAACGAUGCAGCAGCGGAGUUAGAUCGUCUCACACGGACCAAGAAACUUUCUCCACCCAACCUGAAUUCAUCGUCUGAAUGUUAAGAAUAGUGCGCUUUUUCUUCGCGAUCCAUCGAUACGAUACAAAUAAUAGUCGAAGCUUCGUUGCCAUUAGACAAUUCAAAUACAAAUUUGUGAAUGUUUGUAACUCACUUGUUAUAAUGGGAACGAUCAUAACAAUAGUAACAUGGAUCGCGAAGAGGUAAAAUUUAGUUCUAAUCUAACCCGAUCACACGCAAAGAAGGAAAAAUCUAAAAAAAAGAAUAAAAUAUAAUCUGUCUUGCAACCUUGCGACAGCCUCGAGUGUUGUUAAUUGACUAAAUAUCAAUAACGAAGCAGAGAAUAAUUAGAAAGCUAUUAAAUUAAUGUAAUUAAAAUAUUUAAUAUAAUAUUACCGAGAUAUAUAUGCUUACGCACAUGCCCUAGCGCCCGGUCAUAGUAAAUUAUUUAGCAAUGCCCGUAUACGUGGGAAAACGGAAACGCGUUUUUUUUUUAUCUCUAUAUUUACGAAUGCACAUCCUUCUUUGUCUCUUUGUAAGCGAAUACUCUUGUGUUUUAUACACUCGUUUUUCUUUACGUGAGAGUCUAUGACGAAUCGUCACUGCAUUCGAUCUAAUUUUGACAAUGUAAGUGCCGUUAGUGCUGCGAAAGUGUUGUACGAAUGCAUGAGAUAGUCUUUUAUACGAAUUGUUCAUAAAAUAAAAUGGGAGAAUCCUUUUAACGGAAGAUGCAGUGCAAUCUUCAGAGUUAGGGAUAGCUAAUAAUGGCACGAGACUGGAAUAGAUGUCCAUAUCGCGUAAAUUCGAAACUUUCUUUGUAGAUUUUUGAAUGCGUUAUCCAACUCAAAAAAAGCAGAUGAGCAAAGAUAUGUACAUUCAGUUAUCAAUAUAAAUGUAUAUGCUCUAUGUAUAUGAAAUUCAGAUCCUCGAUGAAAAUAAAUAAUUUUCUUAGAU